CGGAAAUUGCUUUUGCUUUCUUCCUCUUCGUCUCCAUCUUCUUCGAUUCUCUUCGGAUCGGCUUCCGUCAAUGUCGUUCGAUUCUCCGGUGAGCAGAGGAUUUCAUUUUCCAUUCUAAAAAAUCUGAAAAACUUUCUCAGGAAAACAAACUUUUCAGAUCGUCAACAGUUAUGGAUGAAACCUAUCGUAAUCUCACGGAUUUUCUCCGGAGACCCUCUGUUACAGAGACAUUCGUCGACAUCUUGCUAUGCGCAGUUCCGAUUUGGCUCGCCGUCAUGAUCGGACUUGUGAUCGGAUGGUCUUGGCGUCCAAGGUGGACCGGAUUGAUUUAUCUAGGGUUCCGUUCUAAGCUCCGGUUUCUCUGGACUGCUCCGCCGGGAUUUGGCGCUCGCCGUCUUUGGCUUGCUUUCACCGCUCUCUCCGCUUUCUCCGUCUGCCGCACUUUAUGGUCUAGACUCGGUACGAGCGCCAAGAAAUCAGCGACCGGUUCAGCUCCGUCGUCUGCUUCGGUCGAAGAGACUCUUCCUAAUGGUGAAACAGAUGCAUUUUCACGAACAAGUGAUAAAAAUGCAGAGAAAGAGAAGGAUAUUGUGACAGAGAAGGACCUAGAGCAUUUGAUGUAUCUGCUUGAAGCUGGAAAUGCGAAUAUUGAAUGGCAAUCUAUGAUGGAUAAGUCUACUCCAAAUAUGAGCUACCAGGCAUGGCGCCAUGAGCCUGAGACAGGUCCCGUUGUUUAUCGAAGUCGCACUGUUUUUGAGGAUGCAACUCCAGACAUUGUUAGGGAUUUCUUCUGGGACGAUGAAUUCCGGCCUAAAUGGGAUCCUAUGCUUGCUUACUUCAAGACUUUGGAGGAAGAUCCUCAGACAGGGACAACGAUUGUUCACUGGAUAAAAAAAUUCCCUUUCUUCUGUAGUGACCGGGAAUACAUCAUUGGUAGGAGAAUAUGGGAAUCGGGAAAGAAGUAUUAUUCUGUGACCAAGGGAGUACCAUAUCCAGGUCUACCAAAGCGUGACAAGCCGAGGCGAGUAGAGCUUUAUUUCUCAAGUUGGAUUAUCAAAGCGGUUGAAUCUCGAAAAGGAGAUGGACAAAUGUCAGCUUGUGAAGUAUCUCUUGUCCACUACGAAGACAUGGGAAUCCCAAAAGACGUAGCAAAGUUAGGAGUCCGUCAUGGCAUGUGGGGAGCCGUCAAAAAGCUAAACUCUGGCUUAAGGGCUUACCAAACCGCUAGAAAACAAGGGGCGACUCUUUCACGGAGCGCACAAAGUGCAAGAAUCACGACAAAACUGAACGUGGAUUUGGUGGAAACAUCGAGAGCAGAGGGAGAAGAGAGAGGACGAGCCAUGGAGAACGCAAGGAGACAAAAGGAGCUGUUCAGUGUAGAUUGGAAAUGGAUCGUUGUAGGAGGAGUUGCUUUAGCUUGUGGACUUCAUUCAAGUGCUAUCGGCAAGGCUUUAAUGGUUGGAGCUGGACAAAGACUUGCUCGUAGGUGAAAAACCUCUGUCGUUAUCUCUUCCUGAGAGGUUCAUAUUCUUAUGUGUUUCCCUGGAGGAUUCUUUAGCCCACCAGCACAGAAAGACAAUUCAUUUAUAUAUGCAUUGUGAGUGGUUGUGUUUCUUCUUGUAACUGCGUUGAGAUGAGCAUAUUUAGUGUUGAAAGCAACGUGAAGGGAGUAAUCUUGAGCCAGGGCUGAAAUCUGGUCUGAGUAUUUCUUGUAAUACAGCCUAAGACUAUGGAGCUUAUUUAGACGUUUUGUUGCAUCUUAUACUCAUUUUUCGUGGACAAUUAUUUAGCAAUCAAUUCCCUUUCAAUUUUA
Molecule: messenger RNA, 1813 nt
Organism: Eutrema salsugineum
Lineage: Eukaryota; Viridiplantae; Streptophyta; Magnoliopsida; Brassicales; Brassicaceae
Exons: 6
Coding region: 171-1490 (439 amino acids)
Molecular function (GO): lipid binding
Source: RefSeq, a predicted model, not a curated record